AGCAGAGUGACGGUGUUUGUGCUGGAUGUGAGGAUGGGGCACACUGUGCUCUGUGUGCUGGGGUUAUUCUUGCUGAAUACACUCCUCUCUGGACAGGAUGAUGGUGACUAUUCUACUGAUCCAAUCCUGGAAAGUCCUGCAUUCACUUUGUUUGAAGAAGACUCUGUGAUUCUGCGCUGUAGGAAUCAUGCUUCAAGUAAUGAGAAGAAAGCUACCUUUUUCAAAGACGGAUCACCUGUUAAAAUGGACUCAAACCAUCAUUCACUCCCAGGAGCAGAACUGAUCAUUUAUUCAGUGUCUGUGUCAGAUAGGGGCAAUUACACGUGUAGCUUUGAAGAGGGGGCAGAAUCCAAACCAAAAGAACUGAGAGUGAAAGAACGUAGACGUAAUGUCGAACUGAGAGCAGAAGAGACAAUCAUUCCAGUGGGAGGCCGUGUGACCCUGACCUGCUCUGUGGAGGAUCCUGCUGGCAUGGAAUAUGAAUAUGAAUUCAGACGUACUUCAGACGCUCCUGAAAAACCUUCUGCUCAGACUGAAAAGGAUAAAAAUAAAGUAGACAUACCAGAUGGAGGCAAAUACAUCUGCAGAGGAGGGAGCAGGGAACAAUAUUUCUUCACACCUAUAAGUAACGACGUCACCAUUCAGGAAACUGUUCCCAACAAAGCUGUUGUGACCUUUCAACCCGACUGGCCUCAGAUAUUCAGCGGUGAGAAGAUCACUCUCAGAUGUGAGAUCCAGGGAGGUGGAGACACUGACUGGACUUAUGAAUGGAGAACAACCAGCUCACACAUAGUUCCUACAGGAAAAGAGUAUAUUAGCAGUGCUGAGUACCCCAGUGGUGAAUACCGUUGUAUGGGUAGAAGUGACUAUUUCUUAACUAAGUGGAGUGAAGCCAUCACAGUAUCAGCAUAUAAACCCCGGGCCAAACUGACUGCUGUUAACAGAGACAUUCCAGUAGGGGGCAGUGUGACCCUGACCUGCUCUGUGAACACAGCACCAUCAUCAUCAUCAUCAUCAUCAUCAUCAUCUGGUUGGAAAUACUUCUGGUACAGAGGAGAGAAAACCUCUCUGACCACACAAGAUGGUGUUCUCUACUCAAAUAGACAAAUCAGUGUCUCAGUAGGAGGAGUCUACAGGUGCAGAGGAGGAAGAGGAGAGCCUGAUUACUACACAGACUACAGUGAUUCAAUCACUGUCAACAAAAAUGUUGCAAACAAGGCUGUUGUGUCUCUGCAACCAAACUGGUCUGAAAUAUACGAAGGAGAGAAGCUCACUCUCAGAUGUGAGAUCACAGAUGAAGGAGACUCUGGGUGGGAGUAUGAAUGGAGAACAACCAGCUCAAUAAAACCUUCAAAUCAAAAUGAACACCAUAUUAGAUUUGCUUAUGCAUCCCACAGUGGGACCUACAGCUGUAAGGGCAGAAUGAAAAGUGCACAGCAGUCUUCAACAGAGUGGAGUGAUCCCAUUACAUUGACAGUAUCAAACAAGCCUGUCCUCAGUGUGUCUCCAUCAUGGCUGAGUCCUGGAGCCUCAGUAACUCUGAGCUGCAGUGUUAAAGAUCCAUCUGCAGGAUGGAGGUUCUACUGGUAUAAGGCUGUUCCCAGACUGUCAGACAUCUCCUACAGCUAUGAUCUGCUACCUGGCAGCACCAACGGGACUGAACAGGAUUCCUACAUCGUUGAUGGACAGACACACACAGCAGGAUAUGUGUGCGGAGCUGCAAGAGGAGAUCCAGUGAUUUACACUCAUUACAGUGAACUGAAGUUUGUCUGGUCUGGAGAAUUUGAUUUGUCAGCAUCUCUCACAGUGAGUCCUGACAGAGUGCAACACUUCACCUCUGACUCUGUGUCACUGAGCUGUGAGGGGAACUCUACUGAGUGGAGAGUGAAGAGUCUUCCUGAGAACAGCUACUGGCCAUACUGCUCCAGCUGGAGGACAAUGACCAGAUCUACAUGCACCAUACAGCGUUACAGACUCAGUGCUGCGGUGUUCUGGUGCGAGUUUGGAUCAGGAGAGUUCAGCAAUGCAGUCAACAUCACUAUACAGAAUGAAGAUAUUAUCCUGGUGAGCCCCGUCCGUCCUGUGACUGAGGGAGAUUUUGUUACUCUUAGCUGCAAAUCGAGACGACAACAACAUUCAGGGAAAUCCUUGAAUGUUUUUUUCUAUCGAAAUGGUGAAGUCAUUCAAAAUGACACCAGAAGGGAGCUAAAUAUCUCUGCAGUGUUGAAGUCAGAUGAAGGCCUCUACAAGUGUCAACACUCAGGAACAGAGUCCACACAGAGCUGGAUGUCAGUUAAAGCAGUGUCCAGGCCUGAAAGCUCUUCAUUUCCUGUGCUGAUGAUUAUUGGGCUGGUUUGUGGAAUCAUACUUGUUAUUCUUCUGCUUCUUUUGUGUCGCUUCAGACUGUCCAAAGAUUCAUGCUUUAACAGGCCGAUCCAGACCGAGAGCACCAAUCGGGGCUCUGCCACUAGUGACAUGGUCAACCAGAACGAGGAUCAACUUAAUCAAUAUUCCACUCUUCUCCAUGGUGCAGCUGAAUCCCAGGAUGCCACGUAUUCUUUACCUGCAUUGAAAAACAUUGGAAAGAAGGAUGCAGCUGAAUCCCAGGAUGUCACGUAUUCUUUGCUUGAAUUAAAAAACAUUGGAAAGAAGAGGAAGCAACAUAACCCAGAGGAGAGCUGUGUGUACUCUGAUGUGAAUAUAGGAACUCCAGAUGACAGUCUGAUGUACGCCCAAGUCGACUGCCACAAUAAAGCUAAAGUCAAGAAGAAGAAAGGUCUGUAAGGAGAGGUGUAUCGACAAACAGUUGACAGCUUCUUUUAUAAAAUGAUUGUGUGCACCCCUACUAUCCAAAUAUCAGAUAUGCUCGUGUACAGUUAUCUUGAUGGUAGAUCAUAUGAAAGAAUUCCAUAAUGUAGAUUUCAUAUCUCUCAGCACAUGACUACUGAGGCAUAUUUUCAUUUUAUUUUUACAGUCAUUUUGUAAUUAGCUUUUUAAGGUUUCUGUAGGAAAGCUAUUCCAAAAAACAGCUCCAAUAGAAAAGAUUGAUUCAGUAUAUUUGAGCUUUAGUAACCAGCUGCUUUAAAGUUAGCAUCUUUUCAGUGUUAAGAAAGAUCCAGGAUGGUCAUCAACCAUUACUUUAAUAGAUGUAAUAACCUGCUGUUACUUGUAUAUAUUUCCUCUGUCUAAAUAAUGUAUUGAUAGUUACGCCAUGUAUUUUACUUUACUCAAAAAGAGUGGUUUUAAAGUCCUUUUUUUUGCAUUUGUAUGCAUCAAUAAACUUAGUGUAAAACAUGUGUAAAACUUCUGUGUUGGAGUGGUACUUCUCUCUCUACAGUGGAACUGCAUUUCAACAUAUUCCCCACUGAGUGAGAAAGCCUAUGAAUUACUUAAUGAUUUACAGCUUUCUCUUUACACCAAGCAGA
Perca fluviatilis (European perch) is the source of this 3425-nucleotide messenger RNA. Its product is annotated as Fc receptor-like protein 5. Lineage: Eukaryota; Metazoa; Chordata; Actinopteri; Perciformes; Percidae. Bases 34 to 2784 code for a protein of 916 amino acids. The record is from RefSeq and is a predicted model, not a curated record. The transcript is spliced from 19 exons. Gene Ontology annotation, molecular function: transmembrane signaling receptor activity. Gene Ontology annotation, biological process: cell surface receptor signaling pathway.